ACUACUCAGUACCAGGGUCGCCCUGCGCAGUGGUUUGUGGGUUGUUUACAGAAGAAAGAUGGCGGACCCGAUGAUGUCGGUGGGUGUAGCAGACGUCGUGGCCGCGCUCGUCCUAGGCUGUUUCUGUCUUAUAUGGUUCACCCACAUCAUAGCACUUAUCUAUGGGAGAUACAAGUUGCACCGCCCCCCUCCCCCAGCCUUCCUUAUGAAGACAGAGGUUCCAGGUGUUUCUAUCCUAAAACCUCUCACAGGUGUGGAUCCCAACCUCAGGAGCAACUUAGAAACCUUUUUUAAAUUAGAUUAUCCACAGUUUGAGAUUUUAUUUUGUGUGCAAGACAACGGAGAUCCAGUUCUCGACCUACUGCAGCAGCUAAAGAAGGAGUUUCCCUCCGUGCCCUGUCAGAUAUUUGUUGGAGGGGAGCGUGUUGGCAUCAACCCCAAGAUCAACAACUUGAUGCCAGGCUAUCGAGCGUCACAGUUCCCGCUGAUCUGGGUGUGUGACAGCGGGAUCAGAGUGAGUAGAGACACGCUGACAGACAUGGCGGGGCACAUGACAGACAACAUCGGAGUGGUGCAUCAGAUGCCGUAUGUGUGUGACAGGAAAGGGUUCUCCAGCCUGUUGGAGAAGGUGUAUUUCGGCACUGCGCACGCCAGAAUGUACAUCUCUGCUAACGUGCUGGGCAUCCUGUGUGUGACCGGCAUGUCCAGUCUCUGGAGUAAAAAAGUCAUUGACGAUGCCGGAGGCCUGGAGGUCUUCUCUCAGUACCUGGCUGAAGACUACUUCAUGGCCAAGGCAGUGGUAGAUAGGGGUCUGAAGGCAUCCAUGAGUAACCAGGUUGCCCAGCAGAACUGUGGGACGUACUCCAUCCGAGCCUUCAGCUCCAGAAUGAGCAGGUGGACGCAGCUGCGAGUGACGAUGAUCCCGUUCCUGGCUAUGUGGGAGCCGAUGACGGAGUGUUUCCUGCUGGGUCUGAUCUGCAGCUGGGCCUUCAACCAUCUCUUCAUCUGGGACCCGGUCACCUUCUUCAUCUUCCACAUCACUGCCUGGAUGAUCUCUGACUACCUGCAGUUCAGAACCUGUCAGAUGAUGGGCGCCUCGUCUGUCAACAAAUUCGAGUUCCUGAUCGCCUGGCUGCUGCGGGAAACGCUGACCUACUGGUGGUUUUUACGCGGUGCGACGUCUCGCAGCAUCAAAUGGAAGACUGGCAAGUUCCGGUUAAGAUGCGGCGGAACUGCAGAGGAAGUAUGAUAAGGACUAUUUUUGUAUUGGGUUAAACAUCUCUUAGGUAGAUACAGACUUAGUAUUCAUGUGUAAAACUGUGUGCAGGAGAAGCGUGUGUAGAAACACUACAGAUAUUAUGGUACACUAAGCCAGUAGUACAUGUGGUGCUCUUCUCUUAGUAAUAAAGUUAAGAUAUUGCUGCCAAGACUCCUUGAUGCCCGUAUGUGUACAAAUGCAGAUUCUGAAGUUACUUAUUUUCAUGUAUGGCACUGUACAAAGUAGUCUGCAGUAUAGAACCAACUCUCGGAGCAUGUCAGAGCUCACUAGUUAGGCUGCUUGGUACUCCGCAGGAAAGUCCAGGUCUAUGUAUGUACUUAAGUAUGUAUUUCAUUGUAUGACAUUUCCAAAACAAACUCAGAUAUCCCCCACCCAGACAAAACAAUAAAACUCCACAUUUGCUGACUGGAAACAAUCAUCCUAAAUUAUAAGGUGUAUUUAAGAGACAUUAUGAUAGCAAAAGAAUAUUAGACCUUUGCUCUGAAAGGGGUUUGAAUAUUGAUUAUAACAUUAACAGCCAUGGCAAUCAUCUUUUCAUUUGUUUCAUUUUGAUCCCCUCUUCCCAACUAACAGUAACUUCUAGCAGCAGUUUGGUACUCCUCCCACUACUGCUUUGGCUUCUUACCUUCUGUAGUUGCCAGAAAUUCUUGUAUUCUGCAAACUGAUUUACUUGAAAUGCUAAAAUUACAUGAGGAAACUUUCUGAUGAUAUGGAUCAUGCAUAUCUUUCUGUAGUUUUUGCACAUGGAAAAACACGCAGGCAUCUAUGACCUACACUGGCUUUGUCAUGUGGUAUAUUUUCUUGCCAUUGCUGUUGUUGUUGCAUAUUAACUAUAUGUAGACUCAUGUUCAGAUUCAGGUGCAGAAGUUCAGGUUCGGACUUAUAAGUCCAGACCUGAACACAUGGCAUAUGUGUGCUACUAGAAAUACUAUGAGUGCAGAGAUUUUUGCGGUUGUUUAAUGAUAUUUUGCAAGUUUUGCAGCAACGUCCGCACCACAAACUUUGAACUGCCACAAAGAUUUUUGUUGCUUCUUCUGCCCUCACAGUUGCAUACCCUUUUGUCUAAGGACUGUACAUGUAUACUGUAGUGUAUUAUGAUGUAUCAAUUAAAUGUUAAUAACCCACCCAAGGGCAGGCUGUAUAUGGUGUCAUACAGCCUAGUUAUUUGCUCUAACCACCAAAAAAGCCACCGAGUGAGCGAGGUUUGGGGUCGUCCACUAUAGCUUGGUUUCUAACUGGCUGUCCAUAAAGGUGCCAGUGUUUGCAUUGUGUGACUGUACGAAAUGUAGCUCUACUGUAACUGUUUUAACCACAAACUUAAAAACACCAUGGACCCCCCCCCCCCCCAUUUUCUCCAAACUGCAAAAUUAAAUUCUCACAAACUUUAAUGCAUGUACAAUCUUUUUUUUUUUUGUUUCAUGUGUAAAAUGUCAUAUUGGCUUAAAAUUUACAUGCAAUUGGGGAAAAAUGCAGAAGCAGCAAGGUUUUUCUAUUUUUCCAGGGCAAAUUUCCCAAUCUAUGGAGGUUUUAAGAUGGUUUAAAACAAAAAGGAGAAUACACAUUGUAUAAGCCAGAAACAUUUUUUUGUGAGUUCAGAGAUGUUUGAACUUUCCUGAAUUCCAAAAGAUAUGAGAUGUCAUCAUAUGUAACCAAACUGUUCAAGGUUCACUCAUAGACUUAUCAAAUGCAAAUUUGAAUCUAAAUUUACAUCAUAGGAAUCAACAAUUAGUGUUAUCUGUGGAUUUUUGUUCCUCUUUGAUCUUACAAGCUAAUACUGGAAAACACUGCCAAGCUGAGGUAUCUUAUGGUCAGGGCUUUGAAACUAACAGUCAUGUCAUGAACAUUGACAUAAACACUUUCAUACAGAGAGAAGAGUCGGAUAAAAAUUGGAUAAAAGUUCAAAACUUUUCUUCCCUGCAGUACAAUUAUUGUAAUCUAAUUUUACAGUAACCAGAAUUUUUAGUUACUACCCAAAAAUUAUUGUUUUCGUUUUCAGUGGGUUUUUUUCUUCAAGUUUAUGGUAAGAGUCAGCAUGUUAUAUACUUGGCAUGCCUCUUGUACAUGUACAUUGUAUGUAACAUUUCAAUAAUAAAGAACUUACAUGUACAGGACAACACAUAUUUAUUGUAUUUUAAGGUAUAUAUUUUGCUGCUAAGUUUUAUGCUCUUUGAAAUCAGAGGAUUUCGACAUUGUUACAUUUUCGAGGGGCAAGACAAGGGAUAGCUUACAGUAUCUCCUGAAAAGUCAAGGGAGGUUUCAAUAGUAAAAUUGAAAGGUUGUUUCCUUCCAUGGUUUUGUGUACUGUACUAUGUUUCUAUUUAUAAUAGCAGUAUUGUCCUAAACGUGUUAUAUGGGUGUACAUUGGUAUCAGUCUGUAUCUUAAGUAUGUGUAGUGUUGUUAAUUUCUCUGUCUUUAUAGUAGGCUUGCAGACAUGGUUUUAAGGAUGACAUCCAUGUGAACUGAGAUCUCCUUCGACAGAUUUUGGUUUAAGGAAGUUAUACCCCUUUGGAACAACAAGGAAAUAUAAAUCAUGAAAUUGUGACAUACAUAAAUCAUGAAAAAAUCCUGUUCUUUGUUUUCAUCUACUUUUACAACAUUUGGAUUUUUACAGACUUUGUGAUUUCAAAAUUUAUGCAUCUUUUUUUCUCAUUUUUUAUUUGUAGCACUGUUGCAUUUUUGGAUAUCCAAAGGAUGUCAUCCAAAGAAACAUGUUAGCAAGGCCAAAAGUUACCACCAAAAUAUGUUUAGGAAAUUAAAGAGCUAAGGCAAUGUUGAUUCAACUUAUAUGGAUGACAUCUGCGUGCGCAACAACACCAUACUUAUGUGUUUAGUCAUCUGUUGGACCUUCCUGACCACUUAAUUAGGUUUAGUAAUGAAGGCAACGUUUUUGGGCCAAAUUUUUUUUUAUUCGCAAGCUUGCAUCCGUUUUGGGGUUCCAGAGGAUGUCAUCCAUAUAAUGGAAUAGACAUGGCCAAAGCGCAAUCUCUGUUACUGUGUUACACACAUCUGUACAUUAAUCCAUCCUGGUGUGGGCAGUCUUUUGCAGUCAUUGUGGCAGAUAUUGGAAAUAUCUUUUGUUGAACUGAAUAUUCAAAGUGUGCCUAGCAUGUAUACUAUCGUGUUUAUGUUACAAGCCUACUCGUUUGUUUACUGGACAGUUAAGUUUAUUUCCAGUCAUUUCCAUGGAUGGACACCAGGAUUAUGAUUUUGUAAUGACCUAGUUGAAUUUCAAUGAAAUGAAAGUAUUAAAUCCUGCGUGCCCAUCACUCUUGUCAUUAACAGACAAAAACAUCUAUCAAAUCUGGAAAACAUACUGGUGUUUUUGUCCAGGAUAUAAUGGAGAUUUUGCGACCAAUGCCUGUCUGAAAAACAUGUAGUAUAUUGAACAUGUACAGUGUUAAUAUUGUUGGUACCAAAGUGCUCUUGUGUUUUUGUGAAAGCUGUCCUGCCAAUGAGUGAAUAAAAGCCUUGCUGAGGCCUGCCCCCCUCCCCAAGAUGGUGGACAAAUAACCACCUCAGCAGGAAUGGCAGGUGCAUUUUACUGGUAACGAAGCUUAAUUUGUCUGCUUAAUGUCUUCAUUUCCUGAGAGUUUGGGACAUUACAGUUUUCAACUUAAGAAUGUGAGAUUACAUGAAGAUGGAUAUGAUAGAAGGCAUUAAAAAUGCAGAUUGUAAUAAAACUACAGAUUAGUAACUGUUCAGGAAUGACAUGGAGGCGGUAUGAAAAAUAACUCCAAACCUGGAAUCAGAACCAGUGUAAUUUUUUCAUGUACUUGCAUAUAUUUGAAGGAGCCACAAUUUGGACAUGUUUUGUGUGGGUUACAUUUUGUCCACUGAUGUACUUAGGUACAAUGUAUUUGUACUAUAUCUUUUGUGAUAGGUAAGUUCUGUGUUGUGCUAUUGUAUAUCAUUCACAUGAUUUUAGAUCAAUUAUAGGCAUAUUUGUGUAUUUUUGAUUACUCAGGAAUCAUUGAUCUGUACAUUUGUGGAGUGAUUUUGAUGAUUUGUGCAUAUUUAUUUUGAUUGAAGCUGAUACAGUAGUACUCGUGGGUAGUCAUGCUGCUCUGUUUGUAUAGUUCUAUUAAAAAUGUUACAUUUCU
Messenger RNA from Branchiostoma floridae (Florida lancelet), 5380 nucleotides. RefSeq names its product ceramide glucosyltransferase-like. The transcript has 9 exons. The coding region runs from base 59 to 1249 and encodes 396 amino acids. NCBI's taxonomy places the organism in Eukaryota, Metazoa, Chordata, Leptocardii, Amphioxiformes, Branchiostomatidae. Gene Ontology annotation, molecular function: ceramide glucosyltransferase activity. The record is from RefSeq and is a predicted model, not a curated record. Gene Ontology annotation, biological process: glucosylceramide biosynthetic process. Gene Ontology annotation, cellular component: membrane.